AAAAUGCAAUACAAAACUGAAACUAGAGGCUCAUUUUCCUACAACAAGGUGAACAACAUGGGAGUGUUUCCAUCUGACAUUCUUGUUAAGAUAGAGUCCAUGGCUGCAGAAAAUGCGGUGGUUAUAUUCAGCGUGAGCACUUGCUGCAUGUGCCACGCCGUCAAGGGUCUCUUCCGUGGAAUGGGAGUGAGUCCAGCCGUUCACGAGCUGGACCUUCACCCUUAUGGCGUCGAUAUCCACCGAGCUCUCAUGCGUCUCCUAGGCUGUUCCAGCGGCGCCUCCACUUCUCCGGGGGCACUUCCGGUGGUAUUCAUCGGUGGGAAGAUGGUGGGAUCGAUGGAGAGAGUGAUGGCUUCUCAUAUCAAUGGCUCACUUGUCCCUCUUCUCAAAGAUGCUGGUGCUCUCUGGCUCUGAUCCAAAACUAAGUCCACCUUCUUUUACUGCGUUUUUUUCUUUCUCUUUUUUUUUGUUGUUGUUGUUUCUUUACUCUUUUUUUGGGUUUAAGAACAAAAAAGAUUAGAUUAAUCAUCAUAGUGUUGAAUUAGAGAGAGUGAGGGGAGAAGUGCGUUUGUAUUAAGCAUUAGCUCCUUGUAUCCAUCUUAAUCACACUAUUAAUAUAUAAAUU
Messenger RNA from Eruca vesicaria subsp. sativa (arugula), 625 nucleotides. NCBI's taxonomy places the organism in Eukaryota, Viridiplantae, Streptophyta, Magnoliopsida, Brassicales, Brassicaceae. The record is from the annotation of a GenBank genome assembly.